Benincasa hispida (wax gourd) is the source of this 2426-nucleotide messenger RNA. RefSeq names its product oxidoreductase, 2OG-Fe(II) oxygenase family protein. The record is from RefSeq and is a predicted model, not a curated record. NCBI's taxonomy places the organism in Eukaryota, Viridiplantae, Streptophyta, Magnoliopsida, Cucurbitales, Cucurbitaceae. Gene Ontology annotation, biological process: mRNA catabolic process. Gene Ontology annotation, molecular function: mRNA binding; demethylase activity.
AUUACAAAGAACCAAACGUUUUCUCCUUUUACAUUUUGACAUUUAUAUAAAAUUUUCAUAUAUAUAUAAAUUUGUAUAAAUAUAUAUAUACAUUUGAUUUGUGUAUAUAUAUAUAUAAUUGUGUUGAUUUGAGGCUCAGUUGAAUUAAGGAGUAAUAACAAUUCAGUUCCGAAAUUUUGGUGAAUUUGGAAUCAGAAAGUAGAGAAGGGAGAUUUUUUCUAUAGAGUGCGAGGGGAGAUUUUUUGUUUUUUGGUUUUGGUAUUGGAAUUAGUGGAUGCCGAUGGCGGCGGGGGCGACUGAUCGAGCGCGGCCGGUGGUGAUGCCGGCGGCGGCGGCGAUGACGGUGACGGACACAUUAGCGAAGGACGCGGUGUUGGGAUGGUUCAGAGGGGAGUUCGCGGCGGCGAACGCGAUAAUUGAUGCGUUGUGUGGGCAUCUGGCGCAGGUGAGUGAGAGUGGAGGAUCGGAGUAUGAAGCAGUGUUUGGUGCGAUUCAUAGACGGCGGUUGAAUUGGAUCCCGGUGUUGCAAAUGCAGAAGUAUCAUCCGAUUGCUGAUGUCGCGGUGGAGCUUCGGAAAGUGACGACGGCGAAGAAGAAGAAUAACAAGAUUCAGGAGGAGGAGGAGGUGAAAGGAGACGAGGUGGAGGCUGUGGCGGUGGCUGAGGGCGACGGCGGCGAGAUUGAAAUGGAGGUGAAGAAGAUGAGUGAAGAGGAUGAGAAGGAAUAUGUUGAAGAGGAUGAGAAGGAAUAUGUUGAAGAGGAAACAAAUAAUGGAAAAUUGAAGAUCGAAGAUAUGUCGAUUGAGAUUAACGAAACUGAUGGCGGAAGAAAUGAGGUUUUGCCUCCCAUUGAAGAAGAAGAUUCCAUCGGAAGCGAGAUAACUGAUUCAGGAUCUCAAGAAGGAGGAGUGCAGGCCAAUUAUGCAGAAGUUGAGAUAUGUUCUAACCAUGAAGAGUGUGAAGCACGUCCAGGGCAGAUGAAGUUGACAAAAGGUUUUUCCGCUAAGGAGCCAGUAAAAGGCCACAUGGUGAAUGUUGUGAAAGGAUUGAAAUGUUAUGAAGAUGUUUUCACCCAGUCUGAAUUGGCCAGGCUGAAUGAUUUUGUUGAUGACCUUCGCUCUGCUGGAAACAAUGGGGAGCUUUCUGGAGAGACAUUUGUUUUAUUCAAUACGCAGGUGAAAGGCAGCCGGCGAGAGAUAAUCCAGUUUGGCGUGCCCAUUUUUAGACAGAUAAGAAAUGAUUCGGCCAAUAACAGCCAAACAAGCAAAAACAUAGAGCCAAUUCCACCUAUUCUUGUGACGGUCAUAGAUCAUCUCAUUCAGUGGCAACUGAUUCCAGAGUACAAAAGACCAAAUGGAUGUCUUUUCAAUUUCUUUGAAGAGGGUGAGUACUCACAGCCAUUCCAGAAACCUCCACACUUGGAACAACCCAUUUCCACUCUCUUUCUUUCUGAAUCAACCAUGGCUUUUGGGCGUUCUAUUGUCAGUGAUAAUGAAGGCAAUUACAAGGGGCCACUAAUGCUGUCCUUGAAGGAAGGGUCUCUUUUGGUCAUGAGGGGCAAUAGUGCAGAUGUUGCACGCCAUGUCAUGUGUGCAUCUCCUAACAAAAGGGUCACCAUUACGUUCUUCAGAGUUCGGCCAGACUACGAUCAAUGCCAAUCACCAACCCCUCAGAUGUCGAACGCCAUGACUCUAUGGCAACCGGGAGUUGCAGGUGCAUGUGCCUUGCCUAAUGGAGCCACCUACGGCUAUGAAGCAAUGGAGGUAAUGCCGAAAUGGGGGAUCCUUCGCGCACCGGUGGUCAUGUUAGCUCCUGUCCGCCCUAUGGUAAUGAGCCCUGGAAGAUCACAACGUGAUGGCACUGGAGUGUUCUUACCAUGGGCUGUUAAUACAAGAAAACCAGCAAAACAUCUUCCUCCCCGUGCACGAAAAGGACGGUUCCUUGCAUUACCUCCUGCUGUUGAAACUCAUCUGCCAGACUCAUCUCACGAGCCAGGCAUAAGUGUUUGAGUCUGAAAUCAGAGUGGCAGUUCUGAAGUCGAAGCAACACGACUCGACUAAGUAGUGUUCUUGUUCUUUUAGUGAUGAUCUGAGUGAGUUUUUUCCCAUUCAACCCCCUUCCCCCAACACCACAAAACCGCUUAUUUAUUCGGAUGCCGUGUUCUUAAGGGUUUUUUUUUUCUCCUUCUCUUUUUAGAUGAAGUUGAGGUUCAAGUUUGAAGAGUGAACUAGAGGAUUUAGGUUCGAAUUUUGUAUUUACUAAUUGUAUUUAAAUCUUUCCUUUUCCUUCUAGAAUUAAACUUGAACUAUUUUCUACUGGAGUUGCAUGGAUUUUUCUGCUUCCUGUUUUCCACUAAACAAAUUAGUUUGGAGGAAGCAAAAUUUGCAUUCAGUAAAAUGAUCGCUAAGAAACAAAUUUGAAAUCUAA